Messenger RNA from Podarcis lilfordi (Lilford's wall lizard), 10565 nucleotides. The record is from the annotation of a GenBank genome assembly. Lineage: Eukaryota; Metazoa; Chordata; Lepidosauria; Squamata; Lacertidae.
GCGGAAGCGGCCGCGACGGCCUCGAUGGCGGCUCCCUUGGCAACGGGCGCCGCGAGGGAGCUUUGAGGAGGAGGAGGAGGAAGGGAGGGUCUUCCAUCGCCGCAGCGCCGGCGGCCAGGCCCGAAGGGAUGGCGGAGAAGUUCGACUCCCUGGAGGAGCACCUGGAGAAGUUCGUGGAGAACAUCCGGCAGCUGGGCAUCAUCGUCAGCGACUUCCAGCCCAGCAGCCAGGCGGGCCUCAACCAGAAGCUGUGAGUGCCCCCCCUCCUCUCUCUGCGCCCCCAGAGCUACCUGCUCCGAAGGCUCGGGGGUGGCGAGAGCAGUUAUUGUGGGGAGCGGCUGUUUCCUUGUGCGCCAUUAUACCCUAGUGGGUUAAUCGACUGUCGCUUUAUUUGAUAUUAAGUUGUCGAUGUUAAUAAUAAUAAUAAUAAUAAUAAUAAUAAUAAUAUUUUUUUAAAUGAUAUUUAUUAGAGUUUCCAAUAAAAAGAACACAUCAAUUAAAAAGAAUUAAAAAGAAAAAAGAAAAAUACACAGUUCAAAAAUACACAAUACAUAAUCCAAAAAAAACAAAAGACAAAAAAGAAAACAGUUAAAAACAAUGCCACCUUUUCAUCACCACUUUUAAAUUUACUUAUUUUCUGGACCUCCUCAUACCUCCCUCUUUUGUAUUCCAGUUCAAUUUGUUUGUCCAGCAAUUUCUUUCCCUCUUUUUUAAUCCCAAUCCUUAAUCUUAAUAUAAUAUAACAUUAAAUUUUUACCUCUUAAAGGCCAAAUUUCCAUUUCCUUUAACUUUUUAAAUCCUAAUCCUUAAUCUUGAUCUAUAUAUAACUUUAAAGCCUGUAUAGCUAGAAGCCACUUAUUUUCAAUCCAACAUCACUCUAACAUUCUUUAAUUUUGCAAUGUUUCUGCAGAUAAUCUUUGAAUUUCUUCCAAUCUUCUUCCACCGACUCUUCUCCCUGGUCACGGAUUCUACCAGUCAUUUCCGCCAGAUCCAUAUAGUCCAUCAGUUUCAUCUGCCAUUCCUCCAGUGUGGGAAGCUCUUGUGUCUUCCAAUACUUUGCAAUGAGUAUUCUUGCUGCUGUUGUUGCGUACAUAAUAAUAAUAAUAAUUUAUUUGUACUCCGCCCAUCUGGCAGGGUUUCCCCAGCCACUAUGGGCGGCUUCCGCAAAGACCAAAAAUACACUAAGAUGUCACACAUUAAAAACUUUCCUGAAGAUGCCUUAAGAUGUCUUCUAAAUGUCAGGUAGUUGUUUAUCUCUUUGACAUCUGAUGGGAGGGCGUUCCACAGGGCGGGUGCCACUACCGAGAAGGCCCUCUGCCUGGUUCCCUGUAGCUUUGCUUCUCGCAAUGAGGGAACCGCCAGAAGGCCCUCGGUGCUAGAUCUCAGUGUCCAGGCUGAAUGAUGGGGGUGGAGAUGCUCCUUCAGGUAUACUGGGCCGAGGCCGUUUAGGGCUUUAAAGGUCAACACCAACACUUUGAAUUGUGCUCGGAAACGUACUGGUUGAUUUUAAGUCAUUUUCAUGAAUUGAUUGUGGUUUACUCGUGUCAGGUUGCCAAAAGAUGUGUGAUCUUGUAUAUUUUUCCCCUCUGCACUUUGCCCUGCAUGCGGUCAUAUAGAAAACGUAAUCUGGUUAAGAUUCUCUGUUUGUGGGAUGCUCUUUCCCCAGGGAGGCUCGCCAGGCGCCAUUGUUGCGUAUCCUCAGGUCCCAGGUGAAAACUUACCUCUUAACCCAAGCCUUUGGCUUCUUAAUCUAUGUAUUUUUAUUAUUACGUUUAUAUCCCACUUUUCCUCCCAGUAAAGGAGCUCAGGGUGUCCUGCACAGUUCGCCUCCCUCCCCAUUUAUUCUCACAACAAUCCUGUGAGGUAGGCUAGGCUGAGAGACUGUGACUGGCCCCACAAGCUUCAUGGCCAAGUGGGGAUUCGAACCCUAGUCUCCCAAGUCCUAGUUAGCACUCAGACGACUACAUCACACAGCCACUGUGGCCUUUUAGAAGUGGGUGGAAUGUUUUUCAUUGUAUUCCCCCACUCCAUUGGUCUUAAUGUAUCUAUUGGGGUUUGUUUGUUUGUUUGUUUGUAAGUCACUUUGGGUGGCCUUGGGCAAGAUAAUGCAACGUCAUUCCGUUUGUGUACAAUCUUUUUGACAUCGGUUUGGAGAGCGUAUGCAUGGGUAUGUAUUCCUGGAUUUUGCUCCUACAGGAAGUAGCGAUGGCCACUAUCUUGGAUGGCAUGGUUUCAAAAGAGGAUUAGACAGAAUCAUGUAGGAGAAAGAAAUGUUCUGUUUCCACUGUUGGAGACUGUAUGCCCCUGAAUACCAGUUCUUGGAAGCUACAAAUGUGAAAUUACACACAUAUUCUGCUUUGUCAGCUUCCAAUAGGUACUUGGUUGGCCAUUAUGAGAGUAGGAUGCUGGACUACAUGGGCUAUUGGCCUGAUCCUGCAGGCUCUUCUUGCAUUCUUACUCCUGAAAUUGUCUUUAAUUAGACAGCUGGUAGUCAGAAGUCUAUAAACAUGGAGGUUCCAUUGCUGGUCAUUGCUAAUAGAUGAAAGGUCUGUAUGCAUAUUCUUUUGAAAAGUCACCUCCUCUAUGGAUUUAGAGGAGGGAGGGAUUGAGAUCUGCCAGUAUUUGGUUUUCCAGAUUGUUCUUUUUAUUUUUGAGAAUGCUCUUUUUGUGUCUUUUAAAAAUUACUUAUAGGAAUACAGACUAGUGUGACUAUUGUUGUGACUAUUGUCUUAGUAGUUCUGGGAAUGAAUAAACCUAUGUUUCCUUCUCCUAGGAAUUUUAUGGUUACAGGCUUGCAAGAUGUUGACAAGUGCCGGCAGCAGCUUCAUGAUAUUAGUGUGCCUUUGGAAGUCUUCGAGUAAGUGUUUAACUUCACAUGGUUACAGGCAAUACUUAUCUCCAAAGCCUUGGGAAAAGUAUCUCGGUCUUCUUCAUCUUAAUGAUUUUGAUGAGCAGGGCUAGAAAGCAAACUUCUGUACACUACACAGCAUAGUAGAAUCAUAGAAUCAUAGAGUUGGAAGAGACCACAAGGGCCAUCGAGUCCAACCCCCUGCCAAGCAGGAAACACACAGUAGUAGUACUGAAGAGUGGUACUAAACUCUUCUGGUACUAAACUCUCUUCUGGUCUUUAAGAAGCAUCUUGCAGAAUAUUAUUUCACACAUUUUCUCAGUUUUUCUCCCCUCAGGUAUAUUUCUGGGAAUAGUUUGGCUUUCAGCAUCUGUUUAAAAAGGCAGUUCUUGUAUGUUGAUGCUAACUGAGCUAGGUGAACUUGUCGUAGUGCUUCUUAAAGUAGCCUGUAUAUUCAGUAUCGAUGUAAAAAUGUCAGCAACAUGUUCUUAGUUGCAUAUCUAAUACAUAAUCUAGUGUGUCUUGUUUUAGAAAGUGUUGUGAAUAGAUGAUCUAUAUGUCUGUUUUACACUGUAUGGAAACCCAUCUAUCAAACCUGACAUACGAUUUAUUUCCUCAGAUAUAUAGAUCAAGGCCGUAAUCCCCAACUUUAUACUAAAGAGUGUUUGGAAAGAGCUCUUGCUAAAAAUGAACAGGUGAAGGGCAAAAUUGACACCAUGAAGGUAAGAUAAAGGUGUUUCUCAAAUAACAUGUAUUCACUAAUAGAUAAAUAGUCUCACUAAGAUGAAACACAAAAUAUAUAGCAAAGUUAUUGGACUUGAUAGGCUUUGCCUAUAUAUUGGCAGUCUUCACCGAUUAUAUCUGAAGGAUCAAAUUCUGUAACAAGAAUUCAAAGUGUAUUUAGAAAUUAAGAAUGGUCUGCAAAUUGCAACUGAUUGAUAGUACCUAGAGUUUUCACAAUCUGAGAGUGUUUCUAGAUCCAGUUUUGUCAUUUGAGGUUAACUGGUCCAGGCUUGGACCAUCUGAAGUAACUGCAGCAGCUGUGACCUUUGCUGGACAAGGAUCCUCUCUGCCACUCCUACCUAUACUCCAGUAAUUUCCUGGAUUGCAUUGAUAUAAUGCAAGGUUACCUUUUGAAAACGAUUCAGAGCUGCAGUUCAAAGUAUAGCUCACCCAGGUAGCCCUGACAUCUGAAGGAAGGCAUGCGAUGACUUUAGAAACAGGAUCACCUUAGCUGUGGCACAUUGCUUAUGAAGUGUAGUUAUCCGCCGCUAGGAAGGCUCCCUUGGGCCUACAUUGUCUUUUCGUUACUAGGCAAUUUAAAAAAUAUGCUAAGUCUUUAAUCUUUGGUUCAUUAUUUUAAUCUUGCUGUUAACUUGAUUUUUAUUUUAUAAGCCACUCUGGUGGGGUGUGUGACAAUGCAGUGUAGUAUAUCAUUCUGAAUAAGCUUUCUAAAGACUAAGUUAAAAUAUUAAUUUGGCUCUAGAUGAAAUGAAUCGUGUGACUUGUUUUUAUUGUAUUUAUUUUUAAAUUUGUAUGGUGCCCUACAUUUGUAUAUCCAAGGGCAGUUCACAACAUAAAAAUACAAGAUAAAAAACACAAAAUUCAUAAUAAAAACAAGAACAAAACUAAAACGUUAGUCCCCCUCCCCACCUCCUCCCAAAACAAGUUUAAAAGGGCAUCAGAUGUUAAUCAGCCAAAUGGCUUGUUGAAGAGGAACAUUUUCACCUGGCUCCUAGAGGUGUGUAAUGUAGGCACCAGCCUUCCAUUUGCCUUAGGGAUCUUUGGACAUUUCCCUUCAAGAAGGCGCUCCCUGGGCUACAGUGGCAAACUGCUUUGGAAACUGAAUGGAGCUCUCAAAGGACUUUGUUAACCUUCUUGGGUGCAAGCUGCAACCUUCUGAUUACAAUAAGUUAUAAGCACCACUGUGUGGGUACAGAGUAGGGUGGGGGUUUCAUGUACAUUCACCAGGUGUGUAGAGUGCAUUUGUGCCUGAGAUACUAUAAAGUAGGGCAGUAGUAGCUUGAUCAAGUCUUUACGUACUUUCUGUCAAAUAAAACUGCUGACACAUGGUGGUCUUGGUUGUUGGGCAGGUACUGCUGCUAAUACUAUCUCCCUCCUACCCUCAGUGCUAAUAAAAGGCCCAGUUUCCCUGCUUGACACUUUUUCUUUUUCUUCUUAGAAAUUCAAAAGCCUAUUGAUUCAAGAGCUGACUAAAGUCUUCCCAGAGGACAUGGCCAAGUACAAAGCUAUUCGCGGUGAAGAUUCAUCUCCUUAAUUACAUUCUGUAUUGUACUGUGUUCUUCUCCAGACACCGCUGAUAGGUUAUUGUGGCAAUAUUUGACAUAGCCAGAGGACUGAAAGUGCUGUAUCCACAGAAGCAUUGAUUAAAUGUUUUGUUUCUUGGAAAAGAUGCAAGCUGAUUCUCCCGUACAACAUCUGAAGUCAUUCAGGUUUCUAAGGACUUCAGUAAGAAGCCAACAACUGUGAAACAGUCUUUAAGGGGACUUCCGGCUCAUAUGUGAACUCAAGCCUAUCAACAUUGCUUUUUGUAAGAUCCCAUUUUGCAUUACUUAGCAUAUAUCUUUCUUAUAUAAAGUGGGGUCAGGCAGCUAUAUGUCUGCUGUUGAAGCUCUGCCACCUACCAAGUGGAGAAGCAGAAUAGUCGCUGUAAUCUCUCUUCCUGGGUAAUUAAUAGGUUUGUCCAUACUUUUUCAUUAUACCUUGGUCUGCAGGAAGAGUAGAAUGAUUCUAUGAUGCUAUAUGAAAGAAUAAACAAGAACAUUUGCAAUAUUGUGCAUGUGCAGUUGAUAUAUUCUUUAUAACCUGCUCGGUUUUGUAUGGUUAAUGCAAAAACCAAGCUUCUGAUAUUGAAUUAGGUUGUAGCCUUGCUGGAUUAAAUUUGUAUAGUAAAGUUGUUUAUUUCCCCCCGCCUCCAAACUUCCAUACGGUCUCUUGGGCUUUUUGCACGGUAGAUGAGAAAUGUCAAUCUACAUUUUAAUCAUCAAAGGUAUUUACAUGCUAUACCUUGUGGGCGGCAUCUAAUUCAUAUCCAUCUGCUGCUGGAAGGCAUCAGUCAGUGUAAUGGAGGAGGUAGUUUGUGGGGGUUGGUGGAGGGAUACACCCUUACUAAGAUAUGGCAGCUAUAAACUAGCUCAUACUUGUAUCUUCAUUACUCUGCAACUGUAGCAGUCAGUGCUGAUUUGCAUAGCUAUCAAAUGUACUGUAUAUGAAAAGGUCUAAUCCCUUUUCUAAUGAAGGUGGGGGAGGGAUAGAUGCUUGACAAUCUAUGCAUUGGAUAAAGUGCCUGGUUUUGGUGGAGCUGGUUUAUACCAUUCAUACAAACAAUUUUUUACUAGUUCAUAUGUCCAGUUGUUCAAGGCCUUAGAGAGAAAGGUGGAGCUUCACCGCAUGAUCACCUAUAGGCAAUCCUCACACAAUGUUGGUAACCAGGCAAGCACUCUCAAAUAGUGGAAAUAAGCUCUUCAUCUAUAUGAUUCAUCAGUUAUAAUAGAGGGUCUGAAGCAAAGUGCAGGUAUGAUUAACCUGGAAGUAUUGACUUGCUGUUUGUCAUAUUGCUCUGUGAAAAUAGUUCUGGGGCUGUUCAAAUUAUCUGCAUUUGUACCCAUGUCCUGUAUUAUGUGGGGCAGACCCUACACAGCUCCCCAUUACUUCCAUCCCAUAUAGAUUCUAGUCUUUUCUCUCACACCCUGAUACAAUUCUUAGUAAUUUCUAUGCUGUUCCUCUUUCAUUUUCUCUCUUUUCACCCUACCCUCACCAGAAAUUGUAGAUCUCUUAUCUCUUUUCCCUGCCCCCCGCCCUACCCAAACUGUGUGUUAAAAUGUGGGGAUGAGCUUGUUGUGAAACAGCAGAGUGCCAUUUUUCCUGAACAAGUUAACAUCAGCAAUUUUAAUAAUCACUGUAAUUGUCAGUGUGUUCAGGACUAGUGCCAGCUUGGGAGUGGCAGAGCUUGGCAUGUUGCCAUGACUGGCCCCUGCCUGGUACUAAUGCCCAUCAGAACCCCCAAACAGGGCACUGCUACUGCACACAACCCCCUUCUUCACAGAUGUGCUUAUUGGCAGUGGUGCUUAUUAUGGGAGCCAGUGAGCACUGGCUUGGUUCCCUUAUGUGAUGGGCAACUGCCAUGUUACGUUUCCUGAGAUGUGAUGUCUAAUAUGAUGCCCGCUUUCCAUGAAAGAGAGCAACGGCAGUGCUUGACUCCCAUAAAAGAUUUAUCUCUGACAAAUGCAGAAAGGAAAUUAUAUUCAAAGUGUCUUAUGCUAUGUUAAUGUAAUAUUUUAAUUUGAAGGGGAAAAAUACACCCUCAUUAACAACCACUGCAAGAGGUUAUUGAAAUCCACACGAGGGCUAGUGAACCUCUGGGGUGCAGAGGAGCAGAAAAGAUUUCCUGACACAAUUUUUUAGGUCUCUUCAGCACUGGCUGAAGAGACCUGUUCAUUCACCCAGUUUUCCCCCCUUAAAACAACAACAACAACAACUCCUCACUUUUCACAGCUCAGGCCAUUCAGUUUUAAACAGUGUUUUAACUUUUCAUUUUUAAAAAUGUGUUAAUCCAGUGGUGUUUGUUUUACAGAUGACUCUUGUUUAUGGGAUGACUAGAUAAAUGCCCCAAAUAAAUUGAUAUGUAGGGAGCUUUCCCAUGAAUUAGACAUAACACGCUCUUUCCCCCUAGGUGCGUCAAUAUUUCUGUCAUAUUAUUUUUUUCUUCUUAGAAGGCCUCUCAAAGGCUUGAAGCCUGGCGAACCAUUCUGUGACUUGAAUGGCCUUUGUUUGCCUGAGUCUCCUCUGACAUGCCCCUUUGUUAGCCUGGCCAGAGUCCCCUUCUCCCCUCUUGCUUCUGUCAAUAUUGUUGCAGUUAAUGUCUCAUCCCAGCUUUCCUUCUUUGUAAAGAAGCGAGCAAAGGAGAUAUUGAGCAGUUCAGCCUUCUGUGUGCUGUUUAUCAGUACAAUUUGUCCUUGAAUUGAACUCCAUUUCCUGGGUACUGUUUUGUCUGGUAGCUUUCAGGUCCUUUGUAAGAUUUCUGCAGCAACCACACCAGUCUCUGGGUUUUCCUGCCAUUGUGUUACAUUGGCUUGGCCCAUGAUAUUGGGCUGUAAUGAUGCUGGUUAUACCUACUUUAAUAGUAAGGAAAUUCUUUUUCACCCAUUACUUGGGUGAUCCUAUCUCUCCCCCGGCCUGCCCCCCCAAAUUAGGACAUGGUUUAACUUAUUCUGAGCCUAUUUAAAUCUCUCUCUCUCUCUCUCUAGCACACACACACACACACACACACAAGUGCGCGCACACAUACCCCUCUUUGAAGGUCAGAAACUGCCAAAAUGUCUCCCUGAUCCAGAUAUGUCAAGUGAGAGCUUUGAAAUGCCCAGGAAAAAAUCUGAGGCUAUGAGAGUGCUUGACCUUACAUUUAAGGCAAUGUUCAGAAUUGAGAAUAGGGGUGGAGGGGGAGAAAUUUGGUCCCGUUCACACUUAAAGCCAAAUCUGCUGAACUUGCACUUUCCUAAACAGUAUAAGUACCGAAACGUAGCCAUCCUUUGAAAUUUGCAUUCAUCCAGAUUUUCUCCAACCAAACAAUGUUUACAGAAACGCAUUGUAUUAGGGGAGGUUGCUGGCGGCUGCAUACAAAAAUGUGUUUGUUAAGAGAAGUUUGCACUAAAAUGCUAGUGAAUUUUCAUUAGGACUAAAAAAAUAGCAAAUUGCUGCAGAAAUAUGAAGAACUGUAUUUAAGACUGGAGAGAGGGGAAUGCAGAACUGAGGGAGCUGAACCUGAGAGACACAUCCAUCCCUAUUUGAGGAAAAGAGUAUUUUCCAUCCCUCUAGCCAUUUUCUGUGGGUACUUCUUUAGAUUCUCUCCACACACACCCAAUCUGACAGAACAGGCCUUAAAGUGGCAGCAACCAGGCAAACCAUAUGGGAGCAGGAAGAGGAGGGGAAGGGUCUAUUGCUGGGCUGUGUACUGAUUCUAUGACAUCCUAACUGAAGCUGCUAUGGCCUUGUUUCUCCUACUCUGCUGGUUCCAGAUAGUCCUCAAGUCACAGACGAGUGAGUAACAGAAUUGGGGCAGAUGGCAUAUUGCAAACAAUCACUGUGGUUCAAAACCUGAUCCAGUUAAUCUCUCUCAGUAGCAUCCCACCCCCCAUGUCGAUUUAGUGUUAUGCCAUUAACUCAGCCAUGGGGGAAGGUGCCAUCUGGAGGAACCUUGAGUCACUCCACUGAGUCGUCUUGGCUGGUGGGGGACAAUUAACAGGAUGACUCGGCACCAGCAGUCCGAGUUCAGAAGAGUUUCUCUCGGAUAACACCUGCUUGGCAGGAACUCUGUGGCCCCUUGUCUGUGACAUGCUCAAGACAUCCUACUGACAUGUAAAAGGGACGCGGGUGGCGCAAGGGAUGCGGGUGGUGCUGUGGGUUAAACCACAGAGCCUAGGACUUGCUGAUCAGAAGGUCGGCGGUUCGAAUCCCCAUGAUGGGGUGAGCUCCCAUCACUCAGUCCCUGCUCCUGUCCACCUAGCAGUUCGAAAGCACGUCAAAGUGCAAGUAGAUAAAUAGGUACUGCUCUGGCGGGAAGGUAAACGGCAUUUCCGUGCGCUGCUCUGGUUCGCCAGAAGCAGCUUAGUCAUGCUGGCCACAUGACCCGGAAGCUGUACGCCGGCUCCCUCGGCCAGUAAAGCAAGAUGAGCGCUGCAACCCCAGAGUCGGUCACGACUGGACCUAAUGGUCAGGGGUCCCUUUGCCUUUACCUACUGACAUGUAAAUAUGCAACCCUGCCUAGGAGCUAAAAUUCAGGAGAUUAAUCUUCACACACCUUGGACCACCAAUUUAGAAGCAACUCUCCCUUCUUUCCCAAAGCUCAUGUCUGCAUUUAAUAAAAAGGCUUCCUCACUCUUCCUCAUCCAAACCCAACUUUUUCCUCGCACAUUCCGAUGAAUCCCAGACAGACAGAUUAACCGCAGACAAGAGUAACACAGGAAUCGCUGUACAGUGUGUAUGGUUUUAUUUUUCACUUUAUUGUGGCAAAAAUAACAGGUCGCACAGUCAAAUAGAAACAAUUCUGUAGCCAUGUAAAACUUCUCUAGCUCAUAAACUAAGCUGUCAGGAAGAUCUGUCAGGGAGCCCCAAUUUCUCCUUAGAAAAUAGCAGAGAUGGAAUCGUAAUAGAAUGCUAACAUUUCAUGAUGACAGAAGAAAUUAUACAGGGAGUUGAAUCCUUCAGAAGAACCGUCCAAUAUUGCCCCAAUGGUUCCCACCUUUACGUUGUCAGGAAACUCAAGUGUAUUUUGAUAGCUUCAUUUGUAAACAUAGAAUAGCAAGAUGGAUUAUGCUGAAAUCAUAUCAAACACCAACAUUCCAUAAUGGUAGGACGGAUUAUGCUAAACUGAUGGGAGAUUGAACAGGAAGGCUGCUCAACCCGGGUACUUCCCACCUUUUCAAAAUACCAGGAAAUCCAAAUGUCUUUCAAACGUAACUUAUGUAAAUAAAAGUAUCUCCAAGUAUUGUCUUUUCUAGACUAAAUGAUCAGACCUAUUUUUGAAUGUUCUUAGAUGUGUUCCUUUGUAAAUGGAGGUAAUUAAUUGGUUUAAGACAUUUACAUGUCUUAAAGAGGCAGGGGUGUAAAAAGUAUAAAAAGUUUAUGUUUGUAACAUGGAGCUGCCUUCCUUUUCCUGCAACAUUGGUCUUGUUAGCAGACAAUAAAAGUUAUCCUUUAU